GACUAGACUGAUCACUGAAGUUCGAUUUUCCUGGAAUUUUCAGAUGAAAUGGCGAACUGGUGAGAAUCGGCACUUGAUUCUAAAUUGCUUACUUUAUGAGGCAAUGAGAUUUAGAGGGAUCUGUUGAAUCAUGGGUAAGCCAGGAAAGCAGUGCCCUCAUUCUACUACCGUAGAGAGAUUCUUGCAAGAGCAUCUUCAGGGCUUUAAACAGGGACGUUGCCGGGACUGCAGCACCAAAGGACCUAACCUGUGGUUGUGUUUAGAGGUUGGAUGUCGCUAUGUCGGGUGUGGAGAAUCAGCCAAAGAUCACAGUUCUGAGCACUCGGAGAGUGCUGAUCACAAACUGACCAUAAAUCUUCAAUCUCAACGCACCUGGUGCUACGACUGCGAUUGCGAGGUCUUUCCCGAUGUGCUCAUCAAGACGAAGGCCAGCAUGGGUGCAGAUCAUCCGAGGAGGAAGCAGGUCGGCGUCCCGGGACCGGAACGCAUCACCCAUCCUCACCAGCAUCACCGUCACCAUGGCAACACUGAGGAGGAGGAGAUGGAGCAUUCAGGAGCAGCCGCAGCACCAGAAUACUACCCUCAAAUCCCUAGUUUCCGUACAGUAAGUACUCCAGUCACCCAGGCCCUGGAUGAAAUAGCACGAGACGAAACCAAACCAAGAGGCUUGACUGGACUGAGAAAUCUUGGAAACACGUGCUACUUGAACGCGGGUAUACAGGCUCUUUCAAAUUGUCCGGCGUUUGCCCACUUCUUCUUGGAGUGUGGUGGCUUUGUGAAGACGGAGAAGAAGCCAUACCUUGCAGCUGCGUACCAGAGGCUCAUGGAAGACAUAUGGGGACGCCGAAGACCUAGUUACCUAACUCCAUCAAGUCUAGUCAACAGCGUGAAGGCAGUCUUCCCUAUGUUCAAGGGAUUUACACAGCAGGAUUCACAAGAGUUCCUUCGAUGCAUCAUGGAUCGUCUCCAUGAGGAGCUGAAGGAGCCGGUGUACCCGGAACCGGAGGAUGACACUGAUGAAGGCGUCAAGGACAGCAUAGAGAAGGAUCAGCAGACGGCGAGACGCCGCAACCGCGCGGGUUCCCCGUCCCUGGACACCCCCUACCACCGCACCCGUUCCAACGACUCCUUGAGCAUCUCGGAGGAGAUGGACUCAGGGAGCUUACCGGAUAAUGACCAGUACAACGCCCAAAUGCAGGAGGAUGCGGAUGAGAGGACAUCGCUCCAUCAUGGUGCUUCGGCAGGAGGCGAGGAACCCAGGAUCCAUGGGGUUGAUAAGAAUCAUCCACAUCGGAAGAGGACAACGGAUUCCUUCUCGGAGACAGAGCCACUUCAUCCUAACCCUGUACCAAGAGUUAAUAGCCGAACACGCACCACGUCAUCAUCUAGCGUCAAGUAUGAUCGGGAGAUGUACGAUAGUGAGAAGGAUAUUGAUGAGAUGGCUUCAGGGGACCAAGGAAUGAACACAAGCAGAGAGCAUGUUAAGAAGAAGAAACAGUCCCCAAAAUAUCGUAGCAUCAUAUCUGAUGUGUUUGAUGGCAAGAUCCUAAGCUCAGUGCAAUGUCUCACUUGUGAAAAUGUGUCUUGUCAAAAGGAGACGUUCCAGGACCUGUCCCUGCCCAUCCCAGGGAAGGAGGACCUGGCCCGGAUCCAGGGGAUGCCUAACAAGUCCACGGUCUCGUGUGCAGACACUCAUCGGAAUGCAGGAUGGAUGGCAUGGUUUUAUAGCUUCUUACCAGUGAGCUGGUUAUGGGGUCCUAAUAUCACCCUUGAUAAUUGCUUGGCUGCAUUCUUCUCUGCAGAUGAACUCAAAGGUGACAACAUGUACAGCUGUGAAAAAUGUAAAAAAUUAAGAAAUGGGGUAAAGUACGUGCAAGUCCUGGAACUCCCAGAAGUCCUCUGCGUCCAUCUGAAGCGGUUCCGUCACGAAUCCUUUACCUCCUACUCCUCCAAGAUAAACAGCUAUGUCUCCUUCCCGCUGGACAGCCUGGACAUGACUCCAUACCUUGCAAAAGAUUGCAAGAAUAAGUGUGCUACCUAUGAUCUGAGCGCUGUUAUAUGCCAUCAUGGUACAGCAGGAGGCGGUCACUAUACAAGCUAUGCUGUCAAUUGGCUAAAUGGUCAGUGGUACGAGUAUGAUGAUAUUUACGUCACCGAGGUCAGCCCGCUCCAGGUCGCCAACUGUGAAGCCUAUGUACUUUUCUACAAAAAGACAUCUGAAGAAGCCAUAAGAGAGAGACAGAAAGUAAUUGACUUAUUCGAACAAGAAGAGCCAAGCUUUCUUCACUUCUAUGUAUCUCUCCAAUGGCUGAACAAACUGAACAAUUUUGCCGAACCUGGGCCGAUCACCAAUCACGACUUCCUAUGUAAACAUGGAGGAGUGCAACCCAGCAAGGCAAGCUACGUGGACAAAUUAGUUCUAAAGAUACCGCAGCCAGUGUGGGAUCAUCUCUACCGAACGUUUGGUGGAGGGCCGGCUGUCAAUCGUUUGUCCCCAUGCUCUGUCUGCCAAGCUGAGAUGGAGUUAUUAGAGAGAAGGAGGAAGGAAGAAAUGGAUACAUUCAUCACAAUGAAUGAAGAGUUUCAACAGGACGAGUCCACCAACACCUCCGUCUACUGCAUCAGCCUGGCGUGGUUCAAGCAAUGGGAAGCAUUUGUCAAAGCCAAGCAAGCCGAACCUCCCGGCCCGAUCGACAAUAAACUUAUCGCAGUGACAAAGAGUGGCUACACAACUUUAAAACAAGGAGCUGAUUCAGGUCAGAUCUCAGAGGCCAUGUGGGAAUAUCUUCAUGGAAUCUAUGAUGGUGGCCCUGAAGUGGUCCUAAGACCCAACCCUCCUGCCAUCGCAGAACACCCCUCUACAGGAGUCGGGGGUAGGGGUGAGGAAGGGGCACCUACAGGUAGCAGCGGCCCCAGAGAAGAAAUGUCCUGAAAGCACCGUGCUUGACUGUCUGACUUUUGAUUUUGUGAGCUACAUUUUGUUUUAAUCUUCACUCAAUGAGAUCAUUCUGAAUUGAAGGUGUUGAUAGUUGUUCCUGGAUCAACACUUAUGGGAAUGGGCAAUGGAAUAUCUACUGGUAGCAGUGACCCCUGAGAAGGACCACCCAGUAUUGGCUGACAGUGUCGAGAGAAACAUUCAUCUCAAGUCUUCUUUAGUGGAAACUGGCAAUCAUUCCUGGAUAUCCCUAUUCUUUGGAAGAGAGGUUGCUUACUGGUAACAGUGGCCAUUAAGAAGUGUCCUAAAUCAUAAUAAUGAUAAUAAUAGCUGGUUCUUAUAGAGUGCUUUUUGCCUGAGGAUACAAAGCGCUGCUAUUAUUACCCGGCUUUAGUUUGAGCUACUAUCACCGGUGCUCAGUGCAUGAAAAGAAGUAAUCUGGCCGGGUACCCAUUCACCGUACCUGGGUCGAGUGCAGCACAGCGAGAAUAAAUUUCUUGCUGAAGGAAAACCUGCCAUGGCUAGGAUUUUUAUUCGAGCCCACGACCCUCUGUUUGAAAGGUGCGAGACAGAACCACUAGACCUUGACGUGAUAAAUAUAGAGAACAGCAUGUUUCUAAACCAGUUGAAUUCUUCACGAGUUGAAAAAAGGUUGUUCGUAAUAUGAUUCCUGUGAACGACGUGUAUGCUUUCAUUUGAGCAGUGCCAAUAGUGGUCGUCAAGCUACAGAGAUUGCUAAAGGAUAAUAGAUGUGUUUUUGCCGGAAUGUAGAUACCUGAACGUCGCGCUAUUCUAGUGGGGGAAUGGCACGGAAAAAAAACAAUGGGCUCGAUGAUUGAAUCUGUGCCAGUGAAAUCUGCUUCUUUCAUGCAGUGAUGAAGGUAUAAUAAAAAGAUUCUUGCCUUAUAUUCCCCUUCGGGGCCCUCUAACAUAAAGGUUUGGAAUACUAGUAAAUUGUUAGUUUGGAGAGAAUAAUUCUGAUUGGUUAUUUGUCAGUCGUGGCUAUCAUUGGCCAUUGACGUUUUACAUGGAUUACAGCAAUUGAUUCUAAUGUUGUUGAUGUAUUUUUUUUUUCAUUAGUAUUACUGUUAAAAAUUUCAAAUAGGUACUUGUGAUUAAUGAAACAUGAUGUGCAAAUUGUUUACAUAGACCAACAUGCAGUUCAAAAGUCUGGAGAUUUAAAGGAAAACCCUGUUUGUGAUCGUAUGGCAAUUGGCCUAUUUACUAAGUGAUUCAAAUUUAUGCAAGUUUCUAUCGUCUUAAGCUAGUGAUGAGGUAAAAUUCAUUUCUGAUACUUGGGCCCGUAUUCUUAAGCUGGGUUUAACUUAAACUCAGGUUUAAAGUUGUGGUUUAAGUAUGGAUAGCCAAUUGUUUCAUAAAUCACUAACAGUAGAGAUGUAAUAUUUCAUGUCAUUUCGGCUCUCAAAUCGUUCAUGAUUGUGUGGUAUAAAUAGAUGAUUGUCUUCACCAUCGAUGAAUCAGGAAAGAGUACAGUAAACAUAAAAAACAUACAACUUAAUAAAAAUUUUGGCACUUUUGGCUUCCCAUAAUUUUAGCACAGAGUUAGACCAUGGUCUAAGUUAUACCUGACUUCAGAGAAUAUGGGCCAUGGAGUCCAGUGUGCAUCCAUAAGUUACUGCUAUGUCAGACAGGCCUCUGGCAGGCUAAUUAAAGUAUGCAUGAAAUGUUUGCAAUAUGUUAGUAAACAGUUCUAAUAUAAUAUUAUAAUUAUUAACGAUAAUAAUAAAGAUAACUACUUUUUUUCAAUAAUGACCUUGAUUUCAUCAUUCUGUCAUCAUUUUAGAUGCAAUUUCAAGCAUUUAAUUAUAAGUUUGUAAUGAUACAAGAUUAUAAUACACCCAGAAAUUGUUUUAAACAGCCAUUUAGAAAAGUUAACAAGCUAAGUCUCAUCAGUUUUUAGUAUGAAAUGUUUGGCACUAUUAUAGAAAACAAAAUUCAAGAAGAUUACAACUAUUGAAUCCAUAUUUUUAUUCUUUGUGUGUGUGUGUUUCAAAGACAAAAAGAAGACUUAAACAUUUUAAAUUGUCCGGACACCCCAGCCCCAUCCUACAUGUACUUGAAUAAUUUUUGCGUUAUAUGAAUUUAUACAAGUGAAUUCGGGGGAAAGUUCAUGAAACAAAUGGUCAGUGAUUUUUGCUGGCUAUUGUUUUAAGCUACUGAAAUCCUUGCAUCUGAUUGGUUGUGAGUCAAUGAAAAUCACUGCCAGGUCUGUGCAUGAAACACUCCCCUGAAUAUGAGAAUCCAUAAUCCUGUAUUCAAACACAUGAUAAUAUGCUGAAGAAAUAUAUAUAUAUUCUUUAAGUUAGUCAGGAUUUUAAUAUGUUUUUAUGAAUAAAAACUCAAAGCACCCUACAAAGCUUUGAAAAGAAAGUUUCUUAGUUCAAGUAUGUGAUUUGUUGAUAUACUUGUUUAUCAAACAUUUGUUUUGUAACAAAAUUGUAUACUCAUUGUGACUAUAUCUUGUUAGCUGUAUGUUGACCUAUACACAUUCUCAAAGUUUAUUGGUGUGGGCCAUUCACAUAUGGUCAUUCGACUAUGUUCUGUAAUGUGUACUGUGAGUUAGUAACAUAACGUAAAAAGUCGCUAAAACCUCUUGACAACCAAGUGUAAAAGGGGCUCUGUUUUUUGAUGAAUGUGACAAUGAUCACACAUCGAUGAUUUCUUGGUUUAAGUUGUGAGGCCUCUGUGUGUCUUACCAUUCAAUCAUUGUGCCAUAUUUAAUGUUUUGCAUGAUGUAUAUGUGUCACUCUGCACUCUUUAGGACUGCCGAGAUGUACAGUAUGAACAAAAGUGAUAAAUGUUACGAACUAAUUUAGUUUUUAAUUUCAUGAAGUAUAUAUUUAUGUUUCUCCUCACAAUUAUCAAGCAAUCCAUAUGUAAAAUGUUAUAGAAGGUGGGUCAUUUUUUGAAAUUGAUUUCCGAUUUCCCUGCCCCAACACUCCCUUUCUUCCCCCCCCCCCCUUGUCUCUUUCUCUCUCACAUAUUUUACACUUACCGAUCCAUAAUGAUUUCUUAUAGAUUUAUUGAUUUACACUGCCCAUUGCCACUCAUCAAAUGGUCUGCAGCUGUGUUACUUUGGAAAAGUUUUUCACAUUUAAACUUCACCAAUAUUUUGUUUCCGAUAUGUGAAAAUGUUUUUGUCACUUUCGAAUUUAUUACUAUGUAUGGAUUUCUUUUAAUAGCUUUUUACAUGUUUUUCCUUCUAUUUAUUCCAAUAUAGGCCAAUGUGUUUCACAGUUCAGCAAAUGCUCCAAUCUAUCUAUGAUAACAAAUUUGUUAUUUUAAAAAAAGUAUUUUAAGUCUGUAAUAUCGAAUUGUGAUCCUGAUUUUUGUCAAUGAAAUCUAAACUUUUUAUCCAUUAUUCCAAAUUAUUUGUACAGAUGGAAUUAUUUAUUGAUUUUAUUAAAAGCUACAAAGACAUGUGGUUCUGUGCUAUAA
This is a messenger RNA of Lytechinus variegatus (green sea urchin), 6394 nucleotides long. RefSeq names its product ubiquitin carboxyl-terminal hydrolase 20-like. The transcript is spliced from 25 exons. The record is from RefSeq and is a predicted model, not a curated record. Gene Ontology annotation, molecular function: cysteine-type deubiquitinase activity; zinc ion binding. Lineage: Eukaryota; Metazoa; Echinodermata; Echinoidea; Temnopleuroida; Toxopneustidae. The coding region runs from base 131 to 2932 and encodes 933 amino acids. Gene Ontology annotation, biological process: protein deubiquitination.